Molecule: messenger RNA, 1223 nt
Organism: Owenia fusiformis
Lineage: Eukaryota; Metazoa; Annelida; Polychaeta; Sabellida; Oweniidae
Source: the annotation of a GenBank genome assembly
CAAAUUUUCUUUUUUUGUCAAAAUUAAACAGAAGUUAGGAGCGGAUAUGAUCACUUGGCGUUCUUAGAAGAAUAUUUAUAAAAUGCUGUUUCGUGAGGUCAUGCCCUCAUAGCCAGCCGGCCCACAUACAGGACCUUGAGAAAGAGGAAUGUGCAACAAUGAAAUUGAUAUGCCAUGCUCAUAAGCCAUAUGUCAGAAAGUCUAUAUCUGCUUUUCAGAUCCACUCCACAAUCUAGAGAGCAGGGAACAGCACUAUUACUACAAAGAGCACAUAUUGGAACACUAUUACUAUAAAAAGAACAUAUUGGAACACUACAUCUAUGUUAUGGACUUUAUUGAAAGAUACUCAUAUCAAACCUGGACUAGAAAACUUCAUCUUAUGCCAUUCGACAGAAAAACUACAUAACUGGUCCUAGGCAAAUAACCAUACAACUGUGGAGAAAUCCACUGAAACUCGCAUCAGAAUGGAUUAGUCUGAAGAUAAAUAAGUAUGUAACAUGGAUGUGAUAAACAGAACAUCAGAGCAAAGGAGCUGAUAGUGUCAAGAUAGCAAUUAUCUUGUAUAUAGGUAUACAUAUACAGCCAGCUAGUGCAGAGAUUGAUCAGCGAUGGGUGGAAACUUGUUCAGUUGUCAUUCAGGGGGAGGACGGAGGGCCAACAAGAUGCACAAUGGUAACAGGCUCUCCAGGGAGGAUCUUAACUUCAUCUAUCAGUAUAGUGGUAGCACCCCCAUAUCCCCAAGUCUCUCAGGGGGUGCUCCUGUAUCUCCACUACGCAACAAUGGACACAAUCAGAAGAUCCCUGUCCCCAUGCUAACCUCUACCCCAGUAAUACAACCAGAAAAUGGAACAGCUAUUAAACUUGCUGAGGGACCACUUUGUGUGGACAUUAGCCCUGCAGGGUACACGACCACUACCUCACACUCUAAGAUCUCCCUAAAUGAGAAUAUAUAUGAUAAAGUACAGCCAUCAAGUGCCCCCUCUAGUCCAACAGUUAGGCGGAAAGCCCCACCAAAGCCACCACGGAUGCGUAGUGUCAUACAAGUGGAUGAUGACAACAAGGGCCCAGUGCUUAAGGUGGAUGAUCAUCUGUACGUGAACAUAUCAGAGCUCUCGCCAUCGCACUCUUUGAGGUCAUCCAUGCCCCCGUUAUCUCCACAAACGCCAGUCCGUAGCUCCAUGGAAGACAUCACGAGCAUGUUCAGUGAAAAUGACUCUGUAUAA